AACAUAAACAACUAUGCCCUCUUUUGUGUCACACAAUUUGAGUCUUAUUUUAUGCUCUUAAUAGUAAGAAGAAAAACUCCAACCCCUCCUGUGGUAAGACCAAUUAGAAACUUUCAGAGCCUUAAUAGUCAUGUUUUGCAUCAUGAUGGCUAAGAAGGUUUUAAUUGGGUUAGAGUGGACAUGCCAUUAGCUUAGCUAUCUGAGAGUCAGAGGUUUUAGUUUGUGUGGUUGUGUUGGUUUUCACCCUCCAAAGUUUCAUCUACUAUUCACCACCCCUUCUGUGGUUCCCUUUUCCUUGUAACUAAAGAGAUGCUUCUUUGAAACCUUUAUCUAGUGGGAUUCCUAUCACAGCAUAAAAGGUUCUUCUCUGUGUCUUCUUGAUAAGAAAAGAUAAUUCAAAACCUUUUUUGCUUGCUUUCCUACACUUAUCUCACUAGCAUCAAAAUUCUUCAUUCACCAUGGAUCAGUGCAUUUUCAAGCUCAUUUCUCCAAGCUUUUCAAGCAGCAGAAAUAGAUUCCUCAGCUGAUAUCAAAAGGGUACAAGAAUUCUGAGUUCUGUUAUUGGAAUUGUUGGUCUUUUUGAAGUGGUUGUUACUUCGAGUCCAUAAUGGCUCUUCAUUACAGUCCCCACCGCUUGUUGCUUGACACAGAUUCAAGCUCAACUACACCAGGUAACAUGAACAAGACAAGAGAGUCUUUCACAGGUGAGGCAAAUUUUGACACCAACAUGGUGAUUAUCUUGGCAGCGUUGCUUUGUGCACUUAUAUGUGCUUUAGGACUCAACUCAAUUGUCCGUUGUGCUCUAAGAUGUAGCCGCAGAUUUGCUUUUGAGACACCAGAAGAGGCUGCAGCACGGUUAGCAGCAAAAGGCCUAAAGAAGAGUGCAUUGCAUCAGAUCCCUAUAGCUGUUUAUGGUUCAGGAGACAGUACUAGUAUUGUAGCCACAGAUUGUCCAAUUUGCCUUGGUGAACAGUCUUUGCUUGAGCAGCCAACCAUUUCUAGAGCUUCAACCCUGACUGUAGCUGUGGCUGCAGCUGGAGGAACCAGUCACCACCAUGUAGAGAAUGGCUUAGGAGGGCAUGAACAUGAGUCUUUAGCUGUGGCUGUGGAAGAGGUUGGCUAGUUGCCAAGUUUACCCUCUGUGGUCAGAAUUCACAAGAAAGAAGGAUUGGAUGAAUAAAUGGAGACUAGUUGUUUUUAACCUUGAAUUUGGAAGCCUUUUCAUGUUCACCAUGAAUUUGUAUGACUGUAUGAAGAACUGAGGAAAUUUAGGUAGAUAUUAGUGUGGAAAUAGUUUGGAUUAAGACCAGUCUGUGUUUUUGUGCAUGUUUUCCUUGACAUAAGAGUGUUAAAUAUUGAAUGUUUGUUGUUUGUAAAUAUAUUGAAAAGCAAGUGCUGCACAACUAGUUGGAUACUUGGAUGGCAUUUUGUCUUCCAGAAAAUAGAAGAGGGAAAAGAAAAGUCUUGUUAAUGAAUGACUAGU
Abrus precatorius (Indian licorice) is the source of this 1483-nucleotide messenger RNA. Its product is annotated as RING-H2 finger protein ATL74-like. The transcript is spliced from 2 exons. Gene Ontology annotation, biological process: protein ubiquitination. Lineage: Eukaryota; Viridiplantae; Streptophyta; Magnoliopsida; Fabales; Fabaceae. The record is from RefSeq and is a predicted model, not a curated record. Gene Ontology annotation, molecular function: transferase activity. Bases 608 to 1123 code for a protein of 171 amino acids.